Phascolarctos cinereus (koala) is the source of this 3992-nucleotide messenger RNA. It is a transcript of the gene ITPKC, whose product is annotated as inositol-trisphosphate 3-kinase C. NCBI's taxonomy places the organism in Eukaryota, Metazoa, Chordata, Mammalia, Diprotodontia, Phascolarctidae. Gene Ontology annotation, biological process: phosphatidylinositol phosphate biosynthetic process; inositol phosphate biosynthetic process. Gene Ontology annotation, molecular function: inositol hexakisphosphate kinase activity. The record is from RefSeq and is a predicted model, not a curated record. Gene Ontology annotation, cellular component: cytoplasm; nucleus.
AUGCGACGCUGUCCUUGCCGGGCGCCGCCGGCCACGGAGGCGCGGAGGCGGCGGAGCCGGGGCCCGGGGCCCGAGGGGGGCGGGCUUCCCCCGCCGCGGGAUCGGCCGGACGCCGCCGGGGCCCGGGGGACGCUGGACACUGCGGGCGUCCGGGCUGGGCGGGACAGAACUGGGCCCCAAGAAACACUAGACACCGCCGAGGCCCGGGGGACGCUGGACACCGUUGGGGAUCCGCGGGACGCUGCAGGCCCCCAGGGGACGCUGGACACGGCCGGGGCCAAGUGGACACCGGACACUACCUUGGCCGGGGAUCAGCUGGACGCACAGGCUCUUGAGUCUCAGCUGCACAUCGCGGGGACCCAAGAUCAGCCAGGCAGAGCCGGGCCCCAGGGGCCACUGGACACCACCAAGGCCCGAGUGGACACUGCUGGGAUCCAGGCUCAGCAGAGCAAAGCUGGGCCUCGAGGGCGGCUGGGGAUGCUGGUCACUGCUAGGUCCCAGGAUCAGCCUGAUGGGGCUGAGCCAUGGAGACAACCUGACAUAGACGUCUCUGAGCCUCAGCUGGACAGAGAAGGCUCUCAGGGAUGGCUGGAGGGUGCUGGCCCCUGGAAGCUGCAGGACAGAGCAGACCCGCAGGGAGGGCCCUAUACUGACGACUAUCAAACAGAAUGGACUGGUGAUCACCAUUCCACUGCAGGGCAGCCAGAAAAAGAUGCCCCAAAGCCCGAGACUGAGAGAGCAAGCCUGUGGGGACAGUCGGACAAAGAUAUCCCCCAGGUAAGGCCAGGGAAAGCUGGUCUCUGGGGACAGCUGGACAGACGCUACUCAGAAGCACAGCCAGAUGGAACCAUCUCCCAGCUCAGUCCAGAGAGAGAUGGCUUUUGGGCACUGAACAGAGACAGCCUUCAAGGCUGGCUGGACAGAGAUGAUCCAGAGAGGGAUAACCUUUGGGGUCAGCUGGAUGGAGAGGGCCUUGCAUCUCGGCCAACUGGUGAGGAUCUCCUGGGAAGGCUGGACAUUGAGAUCACUCUUGGGUGGCCUAAGAGAGACAAGUUGGAGGCACAGUCAGAGAGACAGGACUGCUGGGGACAGUUAGACAGACACUUCUGUGCACCACAGCCGGACAGUGGAGGAGGUCCUCUGGGGAGGCUGGAUGGUGGCAUUUCCCAGGGACAGCCAGCUAAAGACUGCCUAGCAGUGAGGACUGAGAAAGACAACCUCUGGGGAUGGCCGGGCUGUCCAGGCAGACGCAGCCCUGUACCACAGCCAGAGAAACAGGGGAAACAGGUUCGUGAUGUCCCCAACGAUCAGCCCAGUGGAGAUGGGCCUCCCACGGUGCCAGAGAAAGCUGGCUUCUGGGGACAGCUGGGUAAAGAUGUCCCCAUGGGACAUUUGGACAGAGACAGCCCCCAGUUACCCAUGGACAGGGAUGACUCCCUGGUGAGGGCCGAGAGACCCAGUACCUGGGCACAGCUUCACAGAUACAGCUCUGAGCUACCUUCAGGAGGUGGGAGUCUGCUGGAGCAGCUGGACAGCAAGGUCACUCUGGGGCAUCCAAGCAGAGAUGGCCCCCUGGUGGGGACAGAGCAAGAUGGCCUCUGGGGGCCAAGGGACAGAGAUGUUGGCACUGUGAGGCAGCUGGACAGAGAAGGCCCUGAGGUGGGGCUCAGUAGAGAUGGCCCCAUAGGAAGGCCAGAGAGACCUGGUAUCUGUGGACACUUGGCCAGAGAUGACUGUGAGCCUAGGCUGGUUGCUCUGGACAGUGGCUUGCCCGUGGGGGAGCUGGAGAUGGGGAGUCCAGAGGAGGCUCUGGAAUUCCUUCUGCUGGAAGAACGGUGCCACUCCCUGCUCUGUAGGGGCCCCCAGAGGCCUGUGCCCCGGGUGAUCAUCACCUCCGAGCCCGGGACUGGACUGCUGGGCCAAGAGCAAGGAGGCCCUUUGCCCCAUCCUGUGGGGUCCCCAGCCAGAGGACCUGGUGGCAGCGGAGGCCUUUCAUCUGCUUCUUCCUUUGAUGAGUCUGAGGAUGAUGUGGUCAUCGGGGGUGGAGGCAGCAGUGAUCCUGAGGAGGGGUCCAGGAAUGUGUCCUGGAGGAAGCUGAAGACGGCUGUGCGCUGUGCACCGUUCGUCGUGUCUUUCAGAAAGCACUAUCCCUGGGUCCAGCUGUCGGGACACAAGGGGAAUUUCCAAGCUGGGGAGGAUGGGCGGAUCCUGAAAAGGUUCUGCGAGAGCGAACAGCGGAGCCUGGAACGGCUGAUGGGCGAUGCACUUCGUCCGUUUGUGCCGACCUAUUACGGGGUGGUGGAGCAGGACGGAGAAGCCUUCAACCAGAUGGAGGACCUGCUGGCUGACUUUAGCACGCCUUCCAUCAUGGACUGCAAGAUGGGCACCAGGACAUACCUGGAAGAAGAGCUAGCAAAGGCCCGAGAGCGUCCCCGGCCUCGUAGGGACAUGUAUGAAAAGAUGGUAGCUGUGGACCCCAGUGCUCCCACCGCAGAGGAGCAUGCCCAGGGUGCCGUCACCAAGCCUCGCUACAUGCAGUGGCGAGAGACAGUGAGCUCCACGGCCACUCUGGGCUUCCGAAUUGAGGGCAUCAAGAAGGCGGAUGGCACCUGCAACACUAAUUUCAAGAAGACCCAGGGGACAGAGCAGGUCACCCGAGUCCUGGAGGACUUCGUGGAUGGCGAUCGGAACCUCCUGAGGAAGUAUGUGAAACGGUUGGAGGAGCUUCGUGGAACCCUGGAAAACUCCCCCUUCUUCCGCACUCAUGAGGUGGUGGGUAGUUCACUCCUCUUUGUCCACGACCAAACCGGCCUGGCCAAAGUCUGGAUGAUCGACUUUGGCAAGACCGUCCCUCUGCCUGCACCCCAGACCCUCAGCCACCGGCUGCCUUGGGAAGAGGGUAACCAUGAGGACGGCUACCUGUGGGGUCUGGACAACGUCAUCCAACUUCUGGAUAGCUUGGCUCGGAGCUGAGCCAGAGACUUGAGGGGCAGGACUGAACUUGGGGCUCCCACCUUGGGAUUUAUUUAUUUAAGGUAUUUAAGCUGUUGAGACAGGAAGGGGGCAGAACCCAAAGGAGGGCAGCAGGGGGUGGCAUCUGAAACAGGACCAUCCCCAGUGACCCCGGCUCUGAGGAGGGGGACCCAUGCUGGCUGCAGGUGCGCCCCCCUCAGUGCCAGGGUGCAAUGGGCUGAGCAUCACCCCUCGAGAGCCGCUUCUGUGUACAAGAUGCUACGAUGCUUGCUGUGCCAUGGGCUGACUCAGGGGCAGAGAAGGCCCUCUCACCCCAAUACCAGCACCAGCUUUGGGGGGGAGUGUCAGGGCCAAUGUUAACACUGUGACUUCUACUUUCUUCCUCAUCCCCUCACCCCCUGGUGGUGAUGGUAUAUCAUCUGACCUCUUCCUGGCUCUGGGGGCCAGCCUCUGCCAGGGUUGUUGGGGGGAACCUUUUUUUGUCCUGCUCUUCCCACCAGAGGCCUGUUCUUCCCAGCUUCGGAUUGGAGGGGAGGAGGCUAACGGGUGGGGAUGGCCAAGUGAGCCUCCCCUGCCCUCCUCCCAAUAGAAGGUGUGACUACCACUGCCUAUAAUAGAGGUUGCCAGGACUGUCAGCUCAGCCUUCAGCCUUUGGGGGGGGGAUGACAUGCUGGCAGUGUCCAGUGCCAACUCCGGCCCUCUCUGAGCACAUAAACCAAAGACUACUCCAUCCAUGCACCCUGAGGGUGAGGGAGGCAGAGAGGAGAAAACCCUGGCCCCUUAUUUGUCUUCCAGCUCCCCAAGGAAGAGCUGGGGAGGGGCCUGGCUUUACCCAGGAACUUGAAGAGGCUCUAGGGAAUGAUCUAGUCUCAUUCUCCACCCACAGCACAGGAAGUGGCAGAGCUGAGGGUUCAAGGCCAGACCCCCCCCCCCACAUACCAGCUGCCUCCCGAGCGCCAGCCUUACUGAAGCAUCCUUUCCUGGCCCUGGGGUGGGGAUGGAGAGAGAACAGGGGUAUA